GGCCGAGUGCCGCGCGCCAAGACGCCCGCCGGGACGCCGCCGACAUCCUGUCCGCGUCCGAGACUCGCGUGCGUGCGAGGGUGUCGUCGGCGAGCUCCCGCCGGGCCCACGAGGACCGCGUCGUCGCGCUCCCGCCGCCCGCGCCAGUGUAGUGUGUGUCUGAAGUGCAACCAUCGUCGCCAGGGACAAGGAUACCGUCUUGGAGCCGCCAUGUGUGGAUAAGUCGAAGUGGACAAGCCGCCGCCCCUGCCCCGCCGGGCCGACCGUGUGAGGACCGCGAUGGCGCCGGGCAGCGCCGCCCUGGGCCCCGCCCUGGUGCUCCUCGGCCUGCUGCUGCACGCGCAAGUGGAGGCCAUGCCGAAGCAGAGGAGCCUUAACGUGACCACGUUGUGGAAGGACGAUAACGACAUCGGGAGGCUGACCAGACGGUCGCGGGCCAACAGCUCCAGGCUCCUCUUCGACGACAUAUUUUUUGGGGACUUCGAAGAUGAGAGGGAAACCGGCACAUCUUGUGACUGCGCAGAGUGCGGCGUCAUCAACCAAGAGAUCCGCAUCGUGGGCGGCCGCCCCACGGGGGUCAACCGCUACCCGUGGGUCGUGCGCCUGGUGUACGACGGCCAGUUCCACUGCGGCGGCUCCCUGCUCAACGGGGACUUCGUCCUGACGGCGGCGCACUGUGUCCGCAGGUUGAAGAGAUCGAAAAUCCGAGUGAUUCUCGGCGACCACGAUCAGUAUGUGACGUCGGACGCUCCCGCCAUCAUGCGCGCCGUCUCCCUAGUCAUCCGCCACAGGAACUUCGAUGUCAACUCGUACAACCACGACAUCGCCCUCCUCAAGCUACGGAAACCGGUACAGUUCACCAAGCGCAUCCGCCCGGUGUGCCUACCGCAAGCAGGACUGGACCCGGCGGGACACAUGGGCACGGUGGUCGGGUGGGGCCGCACGGAAGAGGGUGGCCAGCUGCCCGCUGUCAUCCAGGAGGUGCAGGUGCCCAUCCUGACACUCGCCGAGUGCCGAGCCUCCAAGUAUCGUGCGUCCAGGAUCACGCAGAACAUGAUGUGCGCGGGUAGAGGCACUCAGGACUCGUGUCAGGGCGACAGCGGAGGUCCCCUGAUCGUCGGAACGGGCGAAGAUGGUAGAAAUCAAGUCGUCGGUAUUGUUUCGUGGGGAGUGGGCUGUGGCCGACCGGGCUACCCUGGGGUGUACACCCGUGUCACCCGCUACCUCGACUGGGUCAAGACGAACAUGCGGGACUCGUGCGUGUGCGUCAGGUGAUCCGCUUCUCCCUGUACUCUCUCCCUAACUCUUCCGCCCUCUUCCCAUCUAUCUCUGACUACGACAAAGUGCUUGGGUCUACUGCAACAGUCUUCUUAGUUUUACAUAACUUAUUUUGUCAAUCUACGAGAAGUUAUCGAUAGAUCAUAUGAUUUGUUCUUUACCGACAUCAUCUUGUUUUCUUUCAUUCUUUCGUUAUUUUCUUUCUUUCUCUCUUGUGACGCCCACCGUCCACUACAUGAGUUGUGAUCUCAAAGUUUGAGCGCUAUGCGGCGCGGACAAUCAUUUAAACAGACAAAAGACGUUCUAGUUGCUGUUACUUAAUUAUAUAUUUAUACUUCGGUGGAGUUUUUUUAAUUGUCUGAGACAAAACUACCCAUUGGCUGAUAAGGUUGGUUCAAAAAUUCCAAGGGCUUCACCCAGGCUCAAUUUUGUAAGUUACCAGUUAUGUUAUACUAGAUUAACUCAUACGUGUGCUCAUCAGUGGUGAGAAAAGAUUUUGUAAAUACUUAAUUUAUACUUUGCCCACACCUAAUUUAUUUCUCAAUGUAAAAAAAGCUUUUGUAAACGUCCUUUAAAAAAUGAACACAACUGUAAGUUGUACAAACAAAAUUUAGGACUUAGUUGACUGCUGUGACAAUUAUUGUGAUUUCUUCAUGCACAUCUAUCGAAGAAAGACUAUUAUUUGUAGGGCAUCCCUGCGUUAUCUAUGUUAAAAUAAAUAAGUAUACACUAGAUUAGUUUUACUGCUCUGCCUCCGGCGCGGGCGUGGGUCAUCUGGUCAUAUUCAGUUUUUACGCACAGAACUGCAGGCUUGGCUGCAGUUGGACAGACAUAAUCGAAUGUAUUUCCAUUCAAUACGCAAAUUAAAGUUGUGUGCCCCCUUA
This is a messenger RNA of Frankliniella occidentalis (western flower thrips), 2162 nucleotides long. RefSeq names its product trypsin-1-like. Gene Ontology annotation, molecular function: serine-type endopeptidase activity. Gene Ontology annotation, biological process: proteolysis. The record is from RefSeq and is a predicted model, not a curated record. The coding region runs from base 280 to 1275 and encodes 331 amino acids. NCBI's taxonomy places the organism in Eukaryota, Metazoa, Arthropoda, Insecta, Thysanoptera, Thripidae. The transcript has 7 exons.